Molecule: messenger RNA, 636 nt
Organism: Lodderomyces oxycetoniae
Lineage: Eukaryota; Fungi; Ascomycota; Pichiomycetes; Serinales; Debaryomycetaceae
Exons: 1
Coding region: 1-636 (211 amino acids)
Source: RefSeq, a predicted model, not a curated record
AUGAGUAAAGCGUUAUGUUGUUUUGCUUUUGAAACGCUAAUCAAUAAGUUGAAGCUGGAAUCCACCAAUAAAGUCAGCUUAAAGUCAUACUUUGAUGUUUUACAUGAAGAUCCCAGUCACCUACCUAGUACAGCUCCAUUAUUUAUUACCUGGAGAGAAGAUUCAAGUUUAAGAGGAUGUAUUGGCACGUUUCAAUCUUAUCCUCUUGAGUCUGGAGUAUUCAAGUUUGCCUUGAGUUCUGCUUUUCAAGACUCAAGAUUCACACCAAUCAGUGCGAAAGAAGUGCCAGAUUUAGAAGUUAGUGUUACUUUAUUAGAUAAUUUUAUACCAAUAGCAAACUAUUAUGAUUGGACUAUUGGAUUGCAUGGAUUGAAGGUAUCCUUAGACACAAGCCACGAACAUUACCUGGGUACGUUUCUUCCCUCUGUUGCCGAAGAAGAGAAUUGGGAUAAAUCAACAACAUUGUAUUAUUUGCUUAAAAAGGCAGGCUAUCCAAUAACUAAAAAUAACGUGGAAGAUUUUUAUGCAAAGGGCUUAGAAGAAGGUUGGUUGAGGUUGACCAGAUAUGACGGAUUAAAAUCAUACUUGACUUAUCACGAGUUUGAGAAAAUUAGAGAAAUCGUACAAGCAAAAUAA